UUCGAAUUUGUCGAAUAAUUCAUCAAAUAUAAACAGCAAAAUCUUCAGUCCAAAAAAAUUAAUUUAACCAAGUUUUUACAGAUUUUGAAGACAUAAAACAGUGAAUUACAUUCAUUUAAUCUCAACUCCUUUUAAAUAAUCAUUAAGUACUGUCAAUAUGGAUUGUUUACCACUCAAGAAUAUUGCAAAGAUGCCAGAGAGCCUUGACAUCCAGUCAGGAAGUAUGGGUCCAAAUGAUAAGGAUGUUAUGGCUCAAUUGAAUGUUGCACAUCCACUUCAAAUUUCCGAACUUAAGUAUCCAGAACAACAAUUGAGCUUGAGCAGUCAAAUGAUUAGAAAUCAUCAUGGAAUUGGAGCACAACUUAAAUUCAUGAUGGAAUUAAAUGCUACAAGCAAAGUCGGUCGAAUGCCGUUCCUCCCAUCCAGUAAUGCAUCAAGAGAUGCUUUAUUAGGACUAGAUGAAAUGAUUACACCAUUUGAUAUCUAUGGAAAUGCAGAGUUCUCUGAGAAAAUGUCACAGCCACAUGCAGUUAUGGAAAGAAAAUUGGGAAUGUUGUAAACAUUUUAUUGGUAUUAAGCUAAUUCAUUUAUAUUGGAUAUACUGAAGAAUAAUAAAUAUGAAGAAAAUGAAA
This is a messenger RNA of Chironomus riparius, 632 nucleotides long. The record is from the annotation of a GenBank genome assembly. NCBI's taxonomy places the organism in Eukaryota, Metazoa, Arthropoda, Insecta, Diptera, Chironomidae.